GCCUCAUCACUCAUUGUGUCCUGCUGCCAAUACAAACGUGGAAACUGUCAAAUAAAAUUUAAUCACUAGAAUAGAUAUUGUUGAACAAUUCUAUGUCAAAACAAUGUACAUAUCUAUCAUAAAUCAGAUAGGAAAUAUUAUUUAGUAACCCACCUGAAAUGUCUUUAUACACUACAUUCGUGUACAACGACCCGGAAGUGUGAUUGUGGUCUGGAGACAUACCCUUGAAAUCAUAUGAUCAUCCGAAUCCGUAUUCGUUUGAUAGUGAGGAAAGACUUGCGCUCAAUUUAGCCAUUUAAGAAUAUAAGCAUGGACGGUCCCCUGGAUGUCGAUGAGAUUUGGAAAUCCCUUGGAACAUGGGGAAGGUACCAGAGAGGCCAACUCUUACUUUGUUGUGUCGUUGCAGUUAUUCCAGGGGCAUUCCACCUUCUCUCCAUCGUUUUUAUAGCCUAUCGUCCCCCAUUUGAGUGCAGAGAAACAACACCAAGAGACGUAUUUCCCUAUCAGGACGACAAUGACAGUUCUACCUACAUAUUUGUCUACCACCAAUGUUCUAUAGAUGUGUUCAACAACGGUUCUAACUCCACCCUUGUUACAAGUACAGACUGUGUAUCGGGGUAUAAGUAUGAUUUCCGCCAUGAUGCCUCCAUUGUAACAGAGUGGAACUUGUUUUGUGAUGGAGGAAAAGCGUCAGAAUUAGCUCAGACCAUUGUCAUUCUUGGACAAGGAAUAGGAUCGGCAAUCUUCUGCUCUUUAGCUGAUUUGUACGGACGAAAGCCCGUUCAUAUAAUCUGCCAUGUCGUCCUGUUUUGUGUGGCACUAGGUAUCGCAUGGGCUCCUAAUCCUGCAGUCUUUAUCGGCCUAAGGUUUAUAAUCGGAACAAUGCAAGCGGGAACUGGUUUAACAGUUAAUGUUGCUGCCUUGGAGUCGCUGCCAGUGAAUUCUAGAUACUUGUGGAAUAUUGCUGACAGUGUUUGUUUUACUGCAGGAUGCAUACUUGUCGCACUUGUAGCUUACGUCUUCCGAGACCUACCAUGGCGUUAUAUGCAGAUUGCAUUUGCUGUCGGAUCGGCAUACAGUCUGUUUGAAUAUUGGUUUCUUGAAGAAUCGCUUAGAUGGCUUCUUGCAAACGGCAAGAAGGAAAGAGCAGAAAAAAUCAUCCGCAUGGCGGCUCGCAUGAAUGGGAAGGACUUUGAUUCCGUCAUCAAAGCUGCCUCUACAAAAGCCAAUGAAAUGGAAGCAUUUUUGGCAAAACCUGCCAGCAUUCCACCGGAAGAAAACUCACUAACAGCGGAGAUGGACAUAAUAAACAAUUCCAAUGAUGACAAAAUAAUUCAUAAUGAUAGAAAGCCGGAAAAAUACAAUGCAUUGACUAUAUUUAAACACAAGCGAAUUCUUUUUAAUUCCCUCAUAAUUUGGUAUACAUGGACAAUCAACAGCCUUGUGUAUUAUGCAUUAUUCCUGGGAUCUACGUCAAUGUCUGGUGACCGUUAUAUCAACUACUCCCUCAUGGCCCUGGUUGAGUACCCGGCCACUGCCGCACAUUGGUACUCCGUCAAAAGAUUUGGGAGGAGGAAAAGCUGUAUAAUAUUCCAUACAAUAGCCGGUGUCUCUCUAGCUGUAUCUACAGUAUGUAGAACGUACCAAGAUGACGUCACUGCAUUAGGAACCGUUUCUCUUGUUUUCAACUUCAUUGGGAAGUUUGGGAUUACAGCUUCAUUUAAUACAAUAUAUCUCUACACACCUGAAUUGUACCCUACUAACCUAAGGAGCGUCGGACUAGGACUGGCAUCGACAUCUUCUAGGAUGGGAGGAAUGCUGGCCCCGUUUGCUGGGUCUGUGGCCUUCGUCAUCAUUUGGCUACCGGGAGCAGUCUUUUCUGUCAUGUGUCUUAUAGCGGUCUAUUUGACGUCAUUGCUACCGGAAACAUCGGGCCACGAACUCCCGACGUCGAUAGCAGAGCUGAAACUGUGGUAUAAAGCUAACACGGGGAACAGGCAAAAAACAAAGAAAGUCACGGCUUCAUAAGUUUAUACCAUUUUUUGUAGACAAAUGGAUUUUCAAAACAAUAUUAAACCAGAUUGGUGUGAUGCAUA
Molecule: messenger RNA, 2096 nt
Organism: Mizuhopecten yessoensis (Yesso scallop)
Lineage: Eukaryota; Metazoa; Mollusca; Bivalvia; Pectinida; Pectinidae
Product: organic cation transporter protein-like
Exons: 10
Coding region: 310-2028 (572 amino acids)
Biological process (GO): transmembrane transport
Cellular component (GO): membrane
Molecular function (GO): transmembrane transporter activity
Source: RefSeq, a predicted model, not a curated record